AGACUAAUAUUAAGAACGAUGUCACAGUCCUCAUCAGUCAAGCAAGGACCAAAAGCCAAAGAACUUCCCUGCAUAUUUUUUGAUCUAGUUCGUAAUUACAGUAGUUGGGGGUUAAACGUUUGUGGAAUGCCAAAAUCGGAUUAUUGGAGAAACGCUAAUGCGCCAUCAGCGGCUAGUAAACUUAAAGCACUUAAAGAUUUAAUACCAGAACUUAGUGAUCGACAAUUUUCUCAAUUUUCUCUUUGCAUAAACCAUUAUAAUCAAGUUGUAGUUUCUGAUCAUUUUUACCAACAACUUUUAGGUAGUUCUA
Dentiscutata erythropus is the source of this 310-nucleotide messenger RNA. Lineage: Eukaryota; Fungi; Glomeromycota; Glomeromycetes; Diversisporales; Gigasporaceae. The record is from the annotation of a GenBank genome assembly.